AUAAUUUGAGGUUAGGUUUUGUAUACAGAUAGAUCUACCAGAUAAUUCAACAAUAUGUAUGAAAUGCCAUUAAUAAUGUGGCUUAAAAACCAACAGAGUUUUUGUUUCUAUAUAAUCCUCUUACAAUUUAGAUUUUUGGUUUGAUAUUACUCGGACUUGGAUUGUACAUGAUUUUGGCCAAAAUCAGUCUAAUGAAUUUGAUUAAUGUUAUGGGAGGCGGAGAGGAUUAUGUGUACAAGAGGCCUAAAGUAAUACAGACUGCUUGUUAUUUCAUAACGGGUGCAGGAGCGUUAAUGCUGUUUUUGAGUUACUGCGUUUACUACGUCUACAGAAAAUGCAAGAAAUUUAAUUUGUUUGGAUUUCUUAUUGUCACCUCGCUGGCGUUACAAUUAGCUGCAGGAAUCUUGGUUUUGAUGAAUAUUAUAAAAGAGAGAUCACAUAACCGUGAAAAUGCUGAAGACUUUUUUAAAUCGGCUUCUGAAAAUUAUACAAGUGAAGAUAUUGGUGAAGCGUAUGAUGGGGUAAUGAAAGAAUUUGGGUGCUGUGGUGCAGCCAAUUAUCAAGACUUGGCUGUGGGUAACACACUUUUCUUCAGAAAGGCUGAACUAACAAUAAUAGCAGGAGAAAAAACUAUUGAUUCAUUAAAUAAAAGAGACGAUGCUCAAGAAACUGUUGACAAUUCUCAAAUACCAGAAGUGUGUUGUAAAUCAGGAUCAAACUGUACAGAGACUGGACACAAUGCAAAUAAUUCUAAUUUCGAGAAGGGCUGUAUUGAUGAGGUUUUGAAUGUUCUGCAUUUUCACGAACUAAUGCUUCUAAUUUUUGGAAUCAUUUUACCUUUGUUGCUAAUAAUUUUUUUGCUGUGGGCAAAAUUGCGAGGCAGACGCUUAUCCAGUUGUUGCAGUCGCUUGAAGAACUUGUGUGGUGGUUAUGAGUGCGAAUCCGAACCAGAAAUUGAUUUAAUUGAAAUCAAGCCCAUUGCUUCUUCGCUUUGCACAAAUACAACACAAUCCAUUCCAGCUCCUCAAGUCAAUAAUAGUUGUCCACCAGACUACACUUGUGCCAAUGUCAAUUUAGCUGCAGCAGAUUGUGCAGUUCGAGAGAAAGAAAAUCAGAUCAGAUGUGCUCGUUUGCAGAUGCUGCUAGAGCAGCAGCUGCAUGCACGUGAUCAGCUGUUGUGGGAUCAGGAACAGAUUAGGAGGACGCAGCUUAUGAAACAGGAUAAACAAUUCAGGUAA
Messenger RNA from Ctenocephalides felis (cat flea), 1238 nucleotides. RefSeq lists its product as uncharacterized. The transcript is spliced from 11 exons. Gene Ontology annotation, cellular component: membrane. The record is from RefSeq and is a predicted model, not a curated record. Lineage: Eukaryota; Metazoa; Arthropoda; Insecta; Siphonaptera; Pulicidae. Bases 168 to 1238 code for a protein of 356 amino acids.